Molecule: messenger RNA, 1230 nt
Organism: Knipowitschia caucasica
Lineage: Eukaryota; Metazoa; Chordata; Actinopteri; Gobiiformes; Gobiidae
Source: the annotation of a GenBank genome assembly
AUGGUGUCUCUGAUGGUGUCUCUGAUGGUGAUGGUGUCUCUGCUGGUGUCUCUGAUGGUGUCUCUGAUGGUGAUGGUGUUGGUGUCUCUGCUGGUAUCUCUGAUGGUGAUGGUGUCUCUGAUGGUGUCUCUGCUGGUGUCUCUGAUGGUGUCUCUGCUGGUGAUGGUGUCUCUGCUGGUGUCUCUGAUGGUGUCUCUGUUGGUGUCUCUGUUGGUGUCUCUGUUGGUGUCUCUGUUGGUGUCUCUGAUGGUGUCUCUGAUGGUGUCUCUGCUGGUGUCUCUGCUGGAGUCUCUGAUGGUGUUGGUGUCUCUGAUGGUGUCUCUGAUGGUGUCUCUGAUGGUGUCUCUGAUGGUGUCUCUGAUGGAGUCUCUGAUGGUGUUGGUGUCUCUGCUGGUAUCUCUGAUGGUGAUGGUGUCUCUGAUGGUGUCUCUGAUGGUGUCUCUGCUGGUGUCUCUGCUGGUGUCUCUGCUGGUGUCUCUGAUGGAGUCUCUGAUGGUGUUGGUGUCUCUGAUGGUGUCUCUGAUGGUGUCUCUGAUGGUGUCUCUGAUGGUGUCUCUGAUGGUGUCUCUGAUGGUGUUGGUCUCUGAUGUCUUGAUGGUGUCUCUGAUGGUGUCUCUGAUGGUGUCUCUGCUGGUGUCUCUGCUGGUGUCUCUGUCUCUGAUGGUGGCUGGUGUCUCUGAUGGUGUCUCUGAUGGUGUCUCUGAUGGUGUCUCUGCUGGUGUGUCUAUGAUGGUGUCUCUGAUGGUGUCUCUGCUGGUGUCUCUGCUGGUGUCUCUGCUGGUGUCUCUGAUGGAGUCUCUGAUGGUGUUGGUGUCUCUGAUGGUGUCUCUGAUGGUGUCUCUGAUGGUGUCUCUGAUGGAGUCUCUGAUGGUGAUGGUGAUGGUGUUGGUGUCUCUGCUGGUGUCUCUGCUGGUGAUGGUGUCUCUGCUGGUGUCUCUGAUGGUGUCUCUGAUGGUGUCUCUGUUGGUGUCUCUGUUGGUGUCUCUGUUGGUGUCUCUGUUGGUGUCUCUGAUGGUGUCUCUGCUGGUGUCUCUGCUGGUGUCUCUGCUGGAGUCUCUGAUGGUGUUGGUGUCUCUGCUGGUGUCUCUGCUGGUGUCUCUGCUGGUGUCUCUGCUGGUGUCUCUGAUGGUGUCUCUGCUGGUGUCUCUGAUGGUGAUGGUGUCUCUGCUGGUGUCUCUGAUGGUGUCUCUGCUGGUACAGGUGCACAGCAGAGCCGCAGCUGCUGUAUGA